Adineta steineri is the source of this 882-nucleotide messenger RNA. NCBI's taxonomy places the organism in Eukaryota, Metazoa, Rotifera, Eurotatoria, Adinetida, Adinetidae. The record is from the annotation of a GenBank genome assembly.
AUGUCAUAUCCAUCUUAUUCUGAACAAACAAACAGUAAAACUUAUGAUAAAUCAUAUAAUACAAUUAUAGUUAAAGAAGAUAAUGACGGUUUUAUCGACGAUGAUGAUGAUGUAGAUGAUGACGAUGAUAAUUCCAAUGAUCGAUCUAGUGAAUCAAUUGAUAAUUCAAUGAAGAAGAAAAAAGCUAAAAAAACAUUAGGUCGUGUAAAAAUUAAAAUGGCUUAUAUCGAUAAUAAAGUUCGACGAUAUACAACAUUUUCGAAACGAAAAACAGGUAUUAUGAAAAAAGCAUAUGAAUUAGCAACAUUAACAGGUACUGAAGUUAUGCUUCUUGUUGCUUCUGAAACUGGUCAUGUUUAUACUUAUGCAACUCCAAAAUUACAACCAAUGAUAACUAGUGAAGCUGGUAAAGCACUUAUUCAAACAUGUCUUGAAAAAGAUGAUUCAAUUGUUGAAUCAUCUUCAACAGCAGCAGCAAUAUUAAAUAACGAUGAUGUUAUAUGUGUAGAAGAUAAUCAAUCAAAAAAACGAACAAGUUUGUCUACAAAUGAUAAUAUUUCUCAAAAUGAAAUCCGUCCUAUAAAACGUGCUAAAUUAAAAUCAUCUGAUGAAAUCAAACAAAUCGAUUCAACAAGUCCAUGUACAUCACUUCUAUCAACAUUAGGUUCAUCACCAACAACAGUAGCCGUGCCAUUAUCAUGUUUUCUUAAUCCAGAUACUCAACAACAAUCAAUAACUAAUUCAACUUCAUUUACUAUUGAUUUAAAUUCUUUGAAAAAUAAUGGAAUGAAUAUUGUAUUUACCCCAUCACCUAAUUCGUCUCCAACCUCACCUUCAUCUAAUAUACCACUUAUGUUAGCUUUUGGUAAUUUCCGAUCAUAA